AUGGUGGCAAUUGAAGAAUCUAAAGACUUGUCGGAGAUGAAGCUUGAAGAAUUAAAAGCAUCUCUUGAGGCACAUGAGAUGAGGCUGGAGAAAAGAGAUUUAGAAAAAGACUACUACUACAACAAGAACAAUGAUGAAUACCAGGGUGUGGCUCUAUUUUCUCAUGAUGGUAGCAGUGAAUUUGAUGAUGUUAUCUUGAUGGAUGCAACACAUUUGGCUUCAGAGAAAGUAAAUGUGUGGUACCUCGAUACAAGUUGUAACAACGAUAUAAUUGGUAACAAGAACUGGGUUGUCAAGGUGGAUGAAUUAGUUAGAAGAUUACUUUGUUUUGGAGACAACAACAUGGUGACAUUGGAAGGAAUGUCCAACAUCGGGGUGGAAAAUAAGGAUGACCAUGAAGCUAUCAUCAGUGAUGUAUCAUUUGUUCCCUCAAUGGCAAGUAACUUGAUCACUUUGGGUCUAUUACUUGACAAGAAUUAUACAACGAAGCUGUAA
Messenger RNA from Vicia villosa (hairy vetch), 495 nucleotides. RefSeq lists its product as uncharacterized. The record is from RefSeq and is a predicted model, not a curated record. The transcript is spliced from 2 exons. NCBI's taxonomy places the organism in Eukaryota, Viridiplantae, Streptophyta, Magnoliopsida, Fabales, Fabaceae. Bases 1 to 495 code for a protein of 164 amino acids.